UGUUUACUUGCCUCAAAUACUACUUAUAAGUUAACAAGCCAUAAAUCUUUGAUUAAUGAACGAAUAUACUUCUAUUGCAAAAACUGAAUAUGAUUUGAUUGUUCAUUUUAAAUUUCUCAUACUCGCAAGUUAAUUUAUGAUCGAACAUUUUUUUUCAAACUUAAGUGUAUUUUCUAUUGAUAAGGAAAACAACAACAUCAAACAGCAACUGACAAAUACACAUUUAAACAGGAAUUUGUAAUAUCAUUCAAGCCUACUAACAAACGUGCAAUACUUCUUCUGGGGCUUGCUGUUGUUGUAAGCAUAGAUUCAGUGCCAUUACGUGUCUGCAACUUCAAGAGCUAUGACCCCAAUACUCACAUCUGUUGUGGGGAGCCUAUUCGCACCGAUGGAAAGCCUCUUCAAUGCUGUCAAAUGGCGAACAAUACUGUUUACAACACAGAGAGCCAGGAGUGCUGUGGGAGCAGUGUGCAAAACAAAUCGAACAAACUGUGUUGUGAUGGGCAUUCUUAUGAAAAUGAUAACAACAAACUAGGUUGUUGCAAAGGCAAUGGAACAUCUGAGGUGUUCAUCAAAGAUAAGGGAAUCUGUUGUAACGGAAAUGUGAAUCAAAAGAGUGGCAGAAUGCGAUGUCUUGGCAAGAAAGCUGUUAAUUUCCCCUCGCAAAAUUCAGAUUUAGAAACUUGUGUUAACCGGACGUACAACAUAAAAGAAGAAGUUUGUUGCAACGAAACUGGUGAAGUGCUGAAGCGUCCUGAGACAGAUUUUUACAGCCGUUCCGUUUACAUUUGUCAAGAUGGUUUGCCGAUUGAUGCAAAUGACUAUCACGAGAAGGUGGAAAUUGUCAACGGGGCUAAAGCUGUGUUCCCUAAGCAAUUGAAACGUUGUGGAAAUGAGUACUUCAUUAAGAAUUAUGAGAAAUCCGGGAUCCAGUACCAUUGUUGUAACAGUCACCUGAGGAGGGCAGAUAUAGGGAAAAAUGUACAAUGCUGCGGUGCAGAAUUGUAUGACUUUGAUGAACGCAUUUGCUGCAAUAACACCCUGCUCAGCAUGGCAAGACCUCUCAAGUGCUGCGGAAACAUCUUUGACUACAAUAAGUACACUCACGACUGUUGCAAAGGAGAAGUUAUCCCCCGAAACUCUUCUGUGUGCGGAACAAAGGGACUUAAAAAAUCCAUUGUAAUUCUGCCACCAGGCCAUGACAAAGCUUGCUACAUUUCAACCAAGGUAGACUAUGAGACCUAUAGUUCAAGGACGCAUACCUGUCAUGAGUUCAAUCUGUACACGAAUCAGGAAUUUGAAAAGCUUAUGGAAAAUGAUGUAGUAUACAAUAUUGGACAUAUCGCAGACAUUAAGGAGAACAAAACAAGAACGGGGAAAAACCAGAAAGUCUUUUGCCCCUUCGUUGAAUGCACAAACAGCAAUGAAAGCAGCCGAGUGGAGUGUAGGAAGAGGAAUGAGCUCCGCUUCUUUGUGUAUGAAGUUCGACAAUCACCAGGGAUGAGCUCUUUUAAGGCUGUGAUCACCUAUCCUCCUAAACACGCGGGCAACACGGUAAGCCUGAGGACUAACUACAACUGUGAUGCCUGCUUCGAGCAGUAUGCCAGCUAUAGGCUCUUCACCAACAGGCUCUACACCAACAGGCGUACAAAAAGGUUCAGGAGAAAGCUCAGGUUUUCAGACCAAGACUAUCUAGUGAAAGAGGGGUCAGACUUCCACUGUACCAUUGAUCCCUAUGCGAAGAAACAACCAAGAAAAGGCUUAUAAUGUUAGUUAUUCUUUAGUGUGUGUAUCAUUUUGUUUAGUAUAUAUAUGAUGUUAUUAUCGUGUUUCAUUGAAUACUUUAGACAUUUCAAUUAACAUGACACAAAUGGGAGCCAAUCAGAAUGUUGGAGGUAGUUGGACAGAGUUGUAUAAACAUACAUUUUGAGUGAAACACCUUUAACAAAUUACUAAAUAAUGCAUUUAUUGAAAAUGUUAGAUACUGAUAACAAGAUUGUAACCUUGCAUUCAAUAGUUGUAAACACAAAAAUAUUAAAUGAUUGGUGAAUGCUAAAAGAUUUACUGUGAUCUACUAUAGACUCAUAAGGUAGAUAUACCAUGUUUUCUGCGCCUUUCUUUCAAAUUAAACUUGUUAUCCUUCAUAAGAACCAUUGUUGUCGACAUUUAUUCAUCCUUUUUGGUAUAUCAAAACAUUUAUAUUAAUUGCAGUAAUUUUAUUUCGGAGUAAGAGUACUAGUGCAUCUUUAAAUGCUCAAAAAAUGGGUUGAACAUGCAGUUGACAUGCUUAUUUUAAAAGUAUGUUUUAUUAUUUAGUAUUUCAUGAAGUGUUCAUCUCUAUUGAAAGAAAUCCAUUUUUUAGCCCAAAAUUUAACAUUUAUAAAUGCAAAUAAUCAAAAUUACCCCCAGUAUGCACUUCCAGUGACACUUUAUAACGAGCAUUGACUUUUUAUGAUAUUUACGACAUUUCAACUUCAUGUAUAAAUAUAUUGAAUAUAUAUGUAUUUUUGUACAUGUACAUGAUGUAUGCAUGAAUUGUAUGGGUUUUACAGAUUUAUACUUUUGGCAUCUAUAUUGUGAUGAUGUUGGGCAAAGGAAGUUAUUUUGGAAAACUUUGAAAACAUAGAAUGUUAUGCACUAAUGGAAUUUUGUAUUAAAUGUGUUAUGUAUUAAGAUGAAGGCAUCUUGAAAAACAAGUUAUAUAGUUUUGAUUUCAAAUCAAAUAAGGCAUAUAGGGUAUCAUUACAUUAAUUUGGAGAACUGCUAUCGCUUUUACACUAUAUUUAUAUGGGGCGUCAUUACAUUAAUUUAGAAAACUGCUGAAACUUUUACACUACAUUUUUAUAGGGCGUCAUUACAUUAAUUUGGAAAACUGCUGAAACUUUUACACUAUGUUUAUAUAGGGCGUCAUUAAAUUAAUUUGGAAAACUGCUGAAACUUUUACACUACAUUUUUAUAGGGCGUCAUUACAUUAAUUUGGAAAACUGCUGAAACUUUUACACUAUGUUUAUAUAGGGCGUCAUUAAAUUAAUUUGGAAAACUGCUGAAACUUUUACACUAUAUUUUUAUAGGGCGUCAUUACAUUAAUUUGGAAAACUGCUGAAACUUUUACACUAUGUUUAUAUAGGGCGUCAUUAGAUUAAUUUGGAAAACUGCUGAAACUUUUACACUAUAUUUUUAUAGGGCGUCAUUACAUUAAUUUGGAAAACUGCUCAAACUUUUUCACUUUAUUUAUAUAGGGCAUCAUUACAUUUAUUUGGAGAAAUGAGAUUCUUAUAAAUCACUAGUAAAAUAGCUUUUGUAGGGUCAAAUCAUGUAUGUACACAUGCCCUUGUUCCUGUUUUUUAAGUAAAGGCAUUAAUGUAUAAAGGUUUUACUUCUUGCACACACAGCAAUCAUUUAUGUAGUUAUCACAGGCAAACAAUCAACAUGUACAUUCAUUCCAAGGUCAGUAAUUUAUUUCAUUCAUCAUUAAUACUACUAUAUUAUUAAGGGUACACAAUUACAGUUUUGAUGAAAUUAUAUAGGGCUCUAUCACUCUCAGAAAGAAUCCUCAUAGUUCAAUAUAUAAAUCUUUCGGUGCCAUCAUUCAUUUAAGCUUUUCAGUGUUUUUGAAGAAAAAGGUGAAGGUUUUGUAACAGCCUUAUAUGUGUUUUGUUUAACCAUCUAUUCAUGUACAACUGGUCCCUUAGCUCUGGUUGAAAGAUGUAUUGAGUAAUGUAAACACAUGAGCACUUGUGGUUCUGUAUUAUAUAGAUUUUCACAAUUUUUGAAUGUCAUUUUAUGUUUUCAUAUCAUUUCAUUUUGUGAGUGUUCUGCCAGCAUUACACUACAAUUUUUAUGUUUAUUUAUUGUAUAUAAUAUGGUUUCAUUAUUUUGUGUACUGUCAUUUGUCACUUGGUUAAAAAAAUCACCAUAUAAGUCAUUUAAAUUCUAAAUACUUGAAAUACAAAUUGCCAGUUUUUUUUAAAGGGGACUCGCUCAUGGUUUGUAAAAUACAAAUUUUUAUUACAAAAUGAAGUGUGGUAAAUCAUAAGACGUCAGUUUAUCAACUAUUUCUUGACUUUACCGUCAUGGGUUUGCCACCCAAUAUAACCAAAAUAUUAUAUUAUACUUUAGUUGUAUUUUUUUCUACAAUUCUGGUAACAUAGACUAAAUUAAUGAAGAAAUAAGUGUUCUAAGAUGCAUUACAGGGAAAACUAAUUUUUUGGUCCAAGAACAUGAACGAGUACCUUAAAUGCAGCUCUUUAAUGUAAUCAUUUUUUCUCAGGAAUAUUUUUAACAUGAUUUAAGGGUUGAAAAAGGACAGUUAUUAAAUGUAAUAUUUUCAAGUAUUUCUCUUUGUAUAAAUUUUCUUUUUAAAGAAGUUGCCCAAUAUUGCCAUUGCAUAAAUUUUGCUCAUUAAUAUUUGAUAUUUUCAUUAUUCCCACAAAUGUUACCUGAGUACAAAUUGCUCAAGGUUAGCUAUUGUGAUCGAUCAGUGUCUGGUGUCCAUUGCCUGUCCUUUAUUGUCCGUCAUCCAGUAUCAACAUUUUAAAACUUAACAUCUUAUUUUCAGAAACCCCAUGGGCCUGACUCAUGAUAUUUAGUAUGCACUGUCAGGAAAUGGUCCUUUACCAAAAUUGUUCAAACUAUGCCCCUGGGGUUAAAAGUGCCCCCCCCCCCCCACAGGGGUCACAAGUUUUCUAUAUACCUAUAUAGUUUAAUCUUUACCACUGAAUAAAACCGCAAGGCCAAGACCCUUAAUAUCAUGUAGAAGUCUUUAACCAACAUCCGCACUAACAACGGACUUGUUGACUAGUCAUUUUAAUCAGGUGAGCGAAAAAGGGCCUCUUGAUUGUACUAUGUCUCAAUCCAUGUCAGUGGAAACGUUUUAAAAAGGCAAGCAACUGAAUUUAUGAUAGAUAAUUAUUAUUUGAACAAAGUAUUUUUAUGUUUGUUUUUAGCUCACCUGAGCACGAAGUGCUCAAGGUGAGCUAUUGUGAUCGCCCUGUGUCCGUCGUCGUCCGUUUCCAUUGUCCGUUGUCAACAAUUUGACUGUUUACACUCUAGAUGUUACAAUUUGGGCACUAUCUAAAUGAAACUUGGUCAGAAUGUUACCCUCAAUAAAAUCUUGGAUAAGUUCGAUAUUGGGUCAUCUGGGGUGAAAAACUAGGUCACCAGGUCAAAUUAAAGGAAAAGCUUGUUAACACUAUAGAGGUCACAUUUAUGACUGCAUCUUCAGGAAACUUGGUCAGAAUGUUAAUAUUAAUACUCUCUAGGUCAAGUUCAAUUCUGGGUCAUGUGCAGUCAAAAACUAGGUCACCAAAAUCUUGUUAACACUCUAGAGGUCUAAUUUUAUGAAUUUAUCUUCAUGAAAAUUGGUCAGAAUGUUUAUAUUAAUAGUCUUUAUGUCAAGUUUAAAUCUAGGUAAUAUGCGGUCAAAAACUAGGUCACCAGGUCAAAUCAUAGGUAAAGCUUGUUAGCACUCUAGAGGUCACAUUUAUGACUGUAUGUUCAUGAAACUUAGUCAGAAUGUUUAUAUUAAUUAGCUCUAGGCCGAGUUCAAAUCUGGGUCAUGUGCGGUCAGAAAGUAGGUCACCAGGUCAAAUAAUAGGAAAAGUAUUUUAACACUCUAGAGGGCACAUUUAUGACCAUAUGUUCAUGGAACCUGAUCAGAAUGUUAUUGUUGAUAAUCUUUAUUGGAUCAGGUGAGCGAUUCAGGGCCUUCCUUCAGGGCCCUCUUGUUUAAUAUAUAUGAAAUACUCGAUUAAAUUGAACAUUCAUGGCAUAUUUGAACACACGUUUGAACUUAACUUCAUGACAUAAAAUAUUUUGAAAGUAUAUUGACAGUACUUAUUAUGUUGAAAAUAAACUCAAACCAAACUUUGUU
Molecule: messenger RNA, 5872 nt
Organism: Mya arenaria
Lineage: Eukaryota; Metazoa; Mollusca; Bivalvia; Myida; Myidae
Exons: 10
Coding region: 415-1767 (450 amino acids)
Source: RefSeq, a predicted model, not a curated record